CGCGAGGAGCGUGAGAGAGAGAGGACAGAGAGGAGGCGGAGAGUGAGCGAGGAGGGGAUGGCUUCUGUGGCGGCGGAGAUGGCGGAGCACUACCUUUUCGCGGCCAUUGUCGCUUCGAUCUUGGCCUUCCUUCUUCUCGCCGGAAUCCGGGGUCGGAAGGCCGCGAGGGGGAGGAAGAGGACCGACGAUGGAGCUCCUUUCGCCGCCGGGAAGGAGCAGUGCGAUUCGGACGCCGAUGGGUGCGGCGUCCCGGACGUGAUCGUCGUCGGCUCUGGCGUCGCGGGUUCCGCCCUCGCCUACACGCUCGGAAAGGAUGGAAGACGGGUACAUGUUAUUGAGAGAGAUUUAACAGAGCCCGACAGAAUUGUUGGUGAACUUUUGCAACCUGGAGGAUACUUGAAACUGGUUGAGUUGGGCCUUCAGGAUUGUGUUGAAGAAAUUGAUGCUCAGCGGGUCCUUGGCUAUGCUCUUUUUAAAGAUGGAAGAAAUACUAAACUUGCUUACCCUCUGGAAAAAUUUCAUUCCGAUGUUGCUGGGAGGAGCUUUCAUCAUGGACGGUUCAUACAAAGGAUGCGACAGAAAGCUGCAACUUUACCCAAUGUUCGGCUGGAGCAGGGAACUGUAACAUCAUUGCUUGAAGAAAAUGGAACAAUUAAGGGGGUACUGUAUAAGAAUAAAGCUGGUGAAGAAUUAAAAGCUUUUGCACCUCUUACAAUUGUAUGUGAUGGCUGCUUUUCAAAUUUGCGGAAGUCUCUCUGCUCUCCUAAGGUGGAUAUACCGUCUUCUUUUGUUGGUUUGGUUCUUGAGAACUGUGAACUUCCAUUCCCAAACCAUGGGCAUGUUGUCUUGGCGGAUCCCUCACCCAUUUUAUUUUAUCCAAUAAGUAGCAAUGAGGUACGCUGUUUGGUUGAUGUGCCUGGACAGAAAGUACCUUCUGUAACGAAUGGUGAAAUGGCUAGCUACCUAAAGACAGUGGUGACACCUCAGAUUCCAGCUCAACUGCAUGAUCCUUUUAUAUCGGCAAUCGACAAGGGAAAUAUUAGAACAAUAGCAAAUAGGAGCAUGCCAGCUGUUCCUCAUCCCACACCUGGAGCCCUGUUAAUGGGGGAUGCUUUCAAUAUGCGUCAUCCUCUAACCGGUGGGGGAAUGACUGUGGCCUUAUCUGAUAUAGUUCUUCUACAUAAUCUUCUCAAGCCUCUUCGUGAUCUUCAUGAUGCAUCCACUCUCUGCAAUUACUUGGAGUCUUUUUACACCCUACGGAAGCCAAUUGCUUCUACAAUAAACACCUUAGCAGGUGCUCUUUACAAGGUCUUUAGUGCAUCACCUGAUCGAGCUAGGAAUGAAAUGCGCCAAGCAUGUUUCGACUAUUUAAGCCUGGGAGGUGUAUUCUCAAAUGGACCCAUUUCUUUACUCUCAGGUCUGAAUCCUAGGCCAUUGACUUUGGUUGCACACUUCUUUGCUGUCGCUAUAUAUGGUGUUGGCCGCCUAUUGCUGCCAUUUCCUUCCCCCAAACGAAUGUGGAUUGGAGCUAGACUUAUUUCUGGUGCCUCAGGUAUCAUUUUCCCCAUCAUCAAAGCAGAAGGGGUUCGGCAAAUGUUCUUCCCUGCAACUGUUCCUGCAUAUUAUAGGAAACCCCCUGCCAAUUGAAACAUCAAGAUGGGUGGUGAAUUCAGCUCAAGCUCAACUGUGUACCAUUUUUAGGUUAAAUAACUGUUGCAGACAUAACAUGUUCUUAGUUUGCAAUUCCACGAGGCCGGAUCUGGCAUUGAAUU
Musa acuminata subsp. malaccensis (wild Malaysian banana) is the source of this 1772-nucleotide messenger RNA. Its product is annotated as squalene monooxygenase SE1. Gene Ontology annotation, molecular function: flavin adenine dinucleotide binding; squalene monooxygenase activity. The record is from RefSeq and is a predicted model, not a curated record. NCBI's taxonomy places the organism in Eukaryota, Viridiplantae, Streptophyta, Magnoliopsida, Zingiberales, Musaceae. Gene Ontology annotation, biological process: sterol biosynthetic process. Gene Ontology annotation, cellular component: endoplasmic reticulum; membrane.